Messenger RNA from Thalassophryne amazonica, 1680 nucleotides. RefSeq lists its product as uncharacterized. Bases 1 to 1680 code for a protein of 559 amino acids. The record is from RefSeq and is a predicted model, not a curated record. Lineage: Eukaryota; Metazoa; Chordata; Actinopteri; Batrachoidiformes; Batrachoididae. The transcript is spliced from 8 exons.
AUGAUGCUUCCAGUGGUUCCUCUCCCUGUCCUCAUUGUCCUGCUGGCGGCGGCACACAGAGCGGGUGGAGCGGAAACAACCCCGCUGGACCGCUGGGUCCAGUCAGGGCUCCAGUCUCUCCAGUGGGAGCAGCUGGACCAGUGUCUCCGCAUGUCCUUGCUCUCCAGGACUGAGUGCCGACGCCUCACACGCUUUCAGCUUUCAACCAUAGCCAUCUACAUGUCAGAGCCACACUCAGCCGCAGAUGAUGCAGAUAAAGUUGUGGCCAUUCUGCCUGAGUCCUCUUACCGCUCAGGAGGGCUCAUCAGCUCCAAACAGCACGCAUGCUUCCGAACGAGCCCUCUGGAGAACGGGCUGCGGGGCUCUCACAGACGGCAGCACAGUACCAGCAGCACAGUCACGCCCCAUGAUGCUGUCCUGGUUAUGGACCCACAUCCUGGGGAAAACUUUGGACACUCGGUGGCCAUGUUUUAUGUGGACGUGAACGUUACAAAGAAGAGAUGCUCCCAUGUCAAUGGUGUUUACCUGGGUGACGCGUGUUUGACUCCCGCCCUGAAGGAUCACUGUCAGAACCAGCUGAAGCGUUGGCAGAUUGAGCCGGAGAGGUUCACUGGUACCAGACCGGAAAACAGUGAUGGUACCAUUAAUAAUCCCGUCAGCGGGGGUCGGGGCCUGAUGGAGCGGGCCCUUGGACGGUUCUGUGAAGUCCAGUUCCUUCCACUAGUGGUUACAGUGAGAGACAGCAGGCGAACACAGAGGCUCCGGUGUGUGGACCAUGCAACGUUUGCAAAGUGCCCCGUUUCACUCCCUGGGGGUUCUCCCAGUUUUCCCGUCUCCAGCUGCGAGCUGAAUAAAAACACCCAACGAUGUCACCGGCAUCCUGUGGUAACUCACCUCUCCUGCCGGCUCUACCAGACAUGUGACCACGCUGUUCUUAUCUCAGGUGGAUGGCAGCAGCAGAUAAUAUUCCAGCGUCAUGUGCAGAAUCUGUUAAAGUUCUACAGAAUGCUUCAGAAUAACGGUUUCCACAAAAGUCAUAUCCAGACUUUCUUCAGCAGUAAUGGAUUAUUUCCUGAGGAACUGGAGGGCUUGUACCCAGCAACAGAGAAAACCCUGAUUCGUAAUCACGUGUCGCACAUCUGCAGGAAGCAGCACUGCGCCGACUCCUUGGUCCUCUACCUGAACUCACCGACACUCAGCGACGGCACCAUGCUUCUCUGGGACGCCAACCUCAAUGGCAUAGCUGAUCUGAAGGAGAGAUACUCCGUCACCGAGCUUCUGGCAGACCUCGCUGGUUGUACAGCAACUCGGGUUUUGGUGUUUGUGGAUCAGAGUUAUAACGGUGUUUUAUCCAAGAGGCUACAUGGAUCUGAAAAACACCUCAAUGUGGUCCUGAUUCCAACUCACACACACCACAACCAUCAGAACCAGAAUAUGGCACAGGAGCACAGCAGCUGGUACUUCAUCAGACCUGAAACCUGCCUGCUGGAGCACCUAGUCAAGGAUCUGGGGACAUCUCACUUCCAGCAGCCGUGGACUGGUCUAUUGAACGCAACACUGGCUGGUGCCCCCUGCAAAAGCACGCCUCCUCUUACAGAUGGUGAGAUGAAGCACCGGUACCAGGGCUGCCAGAACCUGCCAACUGUCGUCUGGCACCAGAAACUCAGGAAAACUGAUUGA